Messenger RNA from Plectropomus leopardus (leopard coralgrouper), 2228 nucleotides. The record is from RefSeq and is a predicted model, not a curated record. Lineage: Eukaryota; Metazoa; Chordata; Actinopteri; Perciformes; Serranidae.
GGCUGGACCGGGACAGGAGAGCGAACGGACGGCUCUUCUGCGGGAAGUAAACGCGCAUCCAGGGCUUUAUUUCCCAUUUUCUACCUCCCGUGUCACCCUUUACUUUCUCGUUUUUCCCUCCUGCUGACAUGAGGAGGUAAUCAACAGAGGAACAGCUGCGCACAAAGUUUUUAAGUAGUCGGAAAGAGUUUGGACAGGAGGAGAGGAAGAUGUUGGGGUUAGAGGUCUUCGCGCUCUGUCUUCUUUUCGGAGCUCUGACUCACGGCCAGCCGUCAGAGUGCACCAUGUCUCUAGAGAAGAAUGAUUGUCCCAUAGACGUGUAUUUCACCAUCGACACAUCUGAGACCAUCGCCCUGCAGGAGCCGCCCCCUGGUGCGCUGGUGGACAGCAUCAAGUCAUUCACCGAGCAGUUCGCGCAGCGUUUGAAGGAUGAGGAAUUCAGAGGUGUUGUGCGGAUCAACUGGAACAUCGGUGGACUGCACUUCUCCCAGAGACAGGAAGUGAUCAGCCGCAUUGGACCCGUAAACGAUUUUAUCACAGCCGUCAGGAGAAUCCGUUACCUGGGUAAGGGUACCUACACCGAUUGCGCCAUCACCAACAUGACCCAGGAAAUACUGCGCUCACCCUCAAGCCGCAACGCUCGCCGAUUCGCCGUGAUCAUCACUGACGGCCACGUGACUGGAAACCCGUGCGGGGGCAUCAAAGUGGCAGCAGAGAAGGCUCGCGACGAGGGCAUCCGGAUGUUUGUCGUGGCGGCAGCAUCAAAGAACAUUGAAGAAACAGCACUGAGGGAGAUCGCCAACUCUCCGGCGACGGUCUACAGGAGGGAUUUCAUGGCUGUGGAUCUGAGCUCGGGCAGAGCCACGAUACACACGCCCACCAUCGACCGCAUCAUCAAGACGAUGAAACAUUUGGCGUACGUAGAGUGUUACAAAGUGUCCUGUCGGGAGACACCAGGGCCCUCUGGUCCAAAAGGCCACAGAGGACAAAAGGGCGCUAAAGGAGACAACGGAGACCCAGGUCCAAAAGGACAAAGAGGUCGCCCAGGAGACCCCGGUAUCGAGGGUCCCAUCGGUCAGCCCGGUUCCAAAGGAGAACCAGGUUUGAGAGGCGAUAAGGGAGAGAUCGGAACCAUGGGGAAAAAGGGCGUGGCGGGUCUUUUUGGACGUAAUGGGACAGACGGACAGAAGGGUAAAAUCGGACGGAUCGGCGCCCCCGGCUGCAAAGGAGACCCAGGCGACAGAGGUGCUGACGGUCACCCCGGAGAUGUCGGUGAACGUGGUCCCCCUGGAACUGACGGAGAAAAGGGUGAUCCCGGUCGCCCUGGAAGACCUGGACUCUCUGGCCCACCUGGAGAGCCUGGACCGAAGGGAGAGAGGGGAAGUCCUGGAUCACCUGGUGACCCUGGACUGAAAGGAAACCCAGGAGUGCCUGGAAAGCCAGGACCUAGGGGAGGGGAUGGGAGAAGAGGAGAUUACGGGCCAAAAGGUGCUCAAGGGCCGGAUGGACUUAAGGGAGACAAGGGUGAAAUGGGACCUGAGGGCACAAGAGGACUCGCAGGUGAAAUCGGACAGCCAGGAGCGAAGGGAGACAACGGGCUGCCGGGCCCCAGAGGACCACCGGGGGCCCCAGGAGAGGCUGGAAAAAAUGGCACCAGAGGUGACCCCGGUGAUGCCGGACCAAGAGGAGAACCUGGACCACCUGGACCAAAGGGAGACCCUGGAAGACCUGGUUUCAGUUAUCCUGGACCAAGAGGACCAUCGGGUGAGAGAGGAGACCCAGGCAACCCUGGACCUCGUGGCAGCAGAGGAGACUGCGGUCAGAAGGGCGAACCAGGAGAUAAAGGAACUCCAGGAGAAGCAGGUGAUCCAGGAUCUCAGGGUGAACCCGGUCUACGAGGACCAAGAGGAGAUCUUGGGCGUGAUGGAGAUCCUGGACCCGAGGGAGACCCCGGCCUCACUACUCAGCUGACCCAAACGACCCCCUUCAUCUCCCUCUCUGCACCGAUAGCCUCUCGUGUAGCGGAUGUGCACUUGGAUGUAAAACCCUCUUCCCGACAUCGCCUCCCGUGUCCCGGCCUGGAUAAGACAUUAGCGGCGGUGUUGCUGUUUAACGCAUUGGCAGCUCUGCAGGCCACAUCACAGAAUUCAAGCGAACUGGACACUCUGAUACACACAGCAGCCAAAACAGAGCCGGCCGAGCUCAGUUCGAGUUUGUUAGGUCUGUAA